GUGCAAAUAAUCGGUAAUCCAGCAAUCAUCCUGAAAAUCCAAAAAAUCCAAUGAAAAACAAAAUAACAGAAGAAAACAAGGUCCACAAAGAAAAAAUAAAACAGAAAAGAACAAAGUAUCCCUUCAAUAAAUCUUCGUCGGCAAAAAAUACACUCGGACAAUAGAAGGUUAUCAAACAUUUGGAAUGCGAUAAGAAUUAUCGUAAUUAGCUAAGAACGGGAAUGGACAAGAAGUUAUUUGCCAUUCUGUUGUGAGUUAUGAUCGUGCGAGUGCAAUUUAAUAUUUAUGAUUACAACAAUAGCAGCAACAAUAAUGAUAUGGGAAAUGUUAUGACGGCCUCAUCUGCAACAUACGCAGAAACGAAUAACAAAGUGAUUCAUUGAUUUUUGUGCAAGCUAGAGCCUGCCUGUCGCGGCGGAAGUAGUAGUGGAGCGAGCUAGUGUGCGUGUGUAUGUGUCUUUGAUUUUGGUGACAAUUUUGGUUGAUUUGACGAGUCUAGGCGUCUAGGAACCAACUGACGACUGUCAAAUCAUGCCUUGCGAACAAUGCCAUGUCCAAUUUACCGUCUUCAAACGCAAAAAAAGCUGCUCGGAUUGCAAGCGCUACUACUGCCACUCUUGCCUGGUGAACACCCGCAAACAUUCACUGCUGUGCGACCGAUGUUUGCUAUUUAGUCGAAGACCACUGCAGAGAUCCGAUUUGGUCCAACUGAAGACCAAAGACUUGAUAUUCUAUUUGCAAUCGAAGCACAUCUCUACGGCUGGCUGUGUCGAGAAAGAGGAUUUAAUUGAUUUGGUUAUGCGAAUGGAUUCCAAUCAGAAUCCAUCAUCGUCGAGUGGAAGCAGUAGCAAGAGCAGUAGUAAAAGUACGACACCGCAACACCAGCAAUCGGCUAGUGAAGGCAAUGGGAAUGCGGGGACCGGAGGCAAUACGAAUUCCUUUGAUAAUAUAAAACAAACGUGCCAAAAUUUCUUUAGUAGUUUAAGUGAAAAUAUAAGUGAUUCCUUUGCCAAUUUGGAGAGCAGGGCUUGUUCGAAAUCACGAGGGGAUCGACAGAAUAGGGGUGCAGCGAAUGUUACCGAACAGCCCAGGGUAGCUACUAGGGAAAUACCAACGUAUGCUAGCAGGCAACAAAGAACUGCAAGUGUUGAGGUGGUAUCGCCCACAGAAUCGACGGAGACGCGAACGCCCACAACUAAUUCAAAUCCAUUGCCACCACCACAACCAACGGAGAGACAAGAAUCGCCAUCAUCACCCCAAUCACCAACGUCUACUCGUCCCAGUCCAUUGACAGAGGAACAAGAGCCAAAGGAAGAGGAAUCCAAGCCCUCUACUAGGAUCAUAUACGAGGGCGAUUGUGAAUGUUCCGAUGAAGAAGAACUUAUUGCCACAUUUAGUACACGGACCAGAUCGCCUAAAAUCGCAAUAGAACCUUCCAUAAGUAAUGAUGAAACCGAUCAAACCAAUCCUGGCGCACCAUCUACAUCUGCCUCAACUUCCAAGCCCUCCUCACAGUACUCCAAACUGGAAAUUUACAUAAACGAAGAGGAAGAGUCUUCACAUUCUUCAUUCGAAGAGCUGGGAGCAAUUGGCGGCAUUUCGGAUGACAGUAAGACCACCACUGAUACCACUAGCAAUACUACAGAUCAAUGGCAAAUUUUAGAUCUAAAACAGGAUGGAUCUUCCAAUCAGACUAUGGAAACACCUGAUGGCAAUGGUUCGACCACAAACCAACAAUCUGUGGAUGAAACCUCUCCAAAGCCGCAAACCUCAGCAGCACCACCACCCCCACCACCACUCCGUCUCAAGAAAGUAAUACGCAGACGUUCCGAAAGCUAUCUCAACCGUAGAAGACCUCAGAUUAGCCUGGAAGAAGAUGACGACGAUGAGGAUGGUACAAUACUUUCCGUAUCGAUACCCAAUCCUACAUCGCGAAUCGAAGAAGAAACCCAAACCUCUUCGACCACCAGUAACACCACAGCCAAACGCUGUUGUCUGCGUUGCGGCAAAAACAAAGCCAAUAUCAGACAUCAAGUCGAAAAGCUUAGAAAACACUUGGAGAGUUCCCAAAUGUCUGAAUCAGAUAUAAAACAGGAAUUGAGAGAAUUUCUAGCUUAUCUUGAACAACGCACCAAAUCCGUGGAGUAUUCAGAUUCGGAGGCUGGAACGUCUACGCCCAGUGCCACUGGGCUAACGGAUAAUCAAAUGGCAACACAAAGAGAAUUCAAUGUUAGUGGAACUUCAGCCGCUUUCAACUAUUUUUCAGAAUCUGAUGUUGCCACAAAUCAAUAUGAAAAGGGAUCACGUUUCAUUAAUUUGGAAGACUACGACUCAUUCAAACAACUUGAGGGUCUUAGUGUAAAACAAUUGAAAGAAGUCCUUAUGCUACAUAGAGUCGACUACAAAGGCUGUUGCGAAAAGCAAGAAUUACUGGAUCGAGUAGGUCGUUUAUGGAAAAAUCUAAAAUCCACACCAGCUGUUGAUAAGUUACCCACAGACGAACUGUGUAAAAUUUGUAUGGACGCACCCAUAGAGUGUGUAAUUUUAGAAUGCGGUCACAUGGCUACUUGCACCAACUGUGGCAAGGUCUUAAGUGAAUGUCCUAUAUGCCGACAAUAUAUUGUAAGAGUUGUAAGAUUUUUCCGCGCUUAGAUAUACAUAAAUAGUUUUCAAAUCUUAACAGUACAGAACACAUGACUAUAUUUUGUACUUUUCUUGUAUUUACCCUUUGAAAGGGUAAGACAUUUCUAUUAUUUGGUUUUAAAAAGCGAGCAGAACUCGCCAGUUACUAUUAUAUUUAAAUGUUUGUAUUUUUUAGUAGCAGCAGGAGAAGUGUUUGGUAUUGAUUUUUAAUUUUGAAUUACAAUAAUUAAUGGUUAUUUCUAUAUAGUAUUUAGACGAAACAAAUAAUAUUAUAAUAAUAAUUAUUCUUAGAACUUAAAAAGUGAUAAUUACUUGAGAUUUUCAUUCCAUUAAAAAAUUACUUAAUAAUAAAAACAAGUAUUAGCUCAGUAAACAAUGGAAUGUAUAAAAAUAUAAAUAAUAACUGUUCGUACCUUAAAUUAUAUAUUUGACAAAAUGGUUUAAUACAGUAUAAAUAAAUUUAUUUAAAUUUUCAUCUGUAAGAA
Musca domestica (house fly) is the source of this 3128-nucleotide messenger RNA. RefSeq names its product mucin-2. Gene Ontology annotation, molecular function: ubiquitin protein ligase activity. Bases 532 to 2652 code for a protein of 706 amino acids. Gene Ontology annotation, biological process: negative regulation of extrinsic apoptotic signaling pathway via death domain receptors; proteasome-mediated ubiquitin-dependent protein catabolic process; protein K48-linked ubiquitination. The record is from RefSeq and is a predicted model, not a curated record. NCBI's taxonomy places the organism in Eukaryota, Metazoa, Arthropoda, Insecta, Diptera, Muscidae. The transcript has 3 exons. Gene Ontology annotation, cellular component: plasma membrane; cytoplasm.